Messenger RNA from Bipolaris victoriae FI3, 381 nucleotides. RefSeq lists its product as hypothetical. NCBI's taxonomy places the organism in Eukaryota, Fungi, Ascomycota, Dothideomycetes, Pleosporales, Pleosporaceae. The transcript has 4 exons. The coding region runs from base 1 to 381 and encodes 126 amino acids. The record is from RefSeq and is a predicted model, not a curated record.
AUGGCGGUCGACCGCUUCAUUUGUCUUCUGCAGAUACCAAUGACUUGGCCAUCGAGUCAUGGUCUAAGAGUGCCAUGGUACCGUGGUUCUGGCCCUCCUUCUGUGCCGUGUCAAGUAGCCGUGUCUGCGUGGCGCAUCUUGAAGCCUGCAGUUCUUUUGGAAGGAGGGAAUGAUCAUUUCACACAAUGUUGUUACAAGUUCAUGCCGCUCACCAUAGGGCGUCCCGUUCCGAAUGGACAGGUCAGGGGAUGGAAGAUCUUUUCCUCGGACUUUUUAUGGGGCACGUCAGAAGCGAGUAUGUGGCUUAUGCAAGGCUUACUAAUGGAAUAUACCAACCGAAGGUUUCUCAAUCCGUCAUCUGCAGGGCAUGCAACCAGAUAG